This is a messenger RNA of Polyodon spathula (Mississippi paddlefish), 1808 nucleotides long. RefSeq names its product ornithine decarboxylase antizyme 2-like. The record is from RefSeq and is a predicted model, not a curated record. Gene Ontology annotation, molecular function: ornithine decarboxylase inhibitor activity. Gene Ontology annotation, cellular component: nucleus; cytoplasm. Lineage: Eukaryota; Metazoa; Chordata; Actinopteri; Acipenseriformes; Polyodontidae. Gene Ontology annotation, biological process: positive regulation of protein catabolic process.
UCGGAUAUUUAUUUGCUUGCUUCACCCACCCUGAACUGCAGCAGUGUUUUGAGAACGAUCUACAAAUUCAGUUGUGUUUCAUUCCCAAACCGAUCGUCGCCUUGUAGUGUACCGUCGCCCGCCUGUCCUCUCACCGAGGCCGGAUGGUAAAAUCUAACCUCCAGCGAAUCUUAAAUAGUCAUUGCUUUGCCCGAGAGAAAGAAGGAAAACAACAAUAUCAUCACUCCAUGGCUUCUUUAAGUAACAGUAGUAUUUGUGACAUGAUGGACAACUUGUCUGUUCGCUGUACUAGUACCUGCGGUUCGGGGCCUCUGUGGUGCUCCGAUGUCCCUCUCCCACCACUGAAGAUCCCAGGUGGGCGAGGAAAUGGUCAGCGGGAUCACACUCUUUCAGCUCGACUGCUGUAUUCGGAUAACAAGCUGACUGUCACCGAGGAGUCUGAUGUGAAUGGAAGGCCCAGGAUACUCCAUUUCCAGACCAGACCAACCGACUCCAAGGUUAUCAAGUGGGAUGCGGUGCUGAACAACAAUAAUCUGUACAUUGAAAUCCCCUGCGCUGUGUUACCUGAAGGCAGCAAAGAAAGUUUUGCAGCUCUCCUGGAGUAUGCUGAAGAAUACCUGAACGUGAUCAAUGUUUUUGUUUGUUUUUACAAGAACACAGAUGCUCGAGCAACACUACUUCGGACCUUCAGCUUUCUGGGCUUUGAGAUUGUGAAACCAGGCCAUUCCCUCGUCCCCCAAAGGCCAGAUGUACUCUUUAUGGCUUACACCAUUGAUGGCGACUCAUCUGAUGAAGAAUGAAGAAAAUAAUAAUAAUGAUCAUUGACAGUUUGUGACCCGAGUGCUUAUUGCCUUUUGUGCUUUUAUGUUUUAUGAUGUCUUGUUUUUAGAUUAUAAUGAUACCGGUUUUGUUUUUUUAUUUUAUUUUUUGGUUAAAAAACAAGUAUGGAGGAAACAUUUUUGUUUGUCAUUUAAGUAAUGAACAUAUCAUUGAAGAAGAUUGUGGAUGUCUUGCAUCACAGUUACCGCUACUGCAAUUCACUUUAAAUGGAAAGGAAUAGUUUCUUGAAUACUGUUGAUUUUACAAAAUAAAUGUUAAGGGAUCAGAGAGGGUAUUUUAACAAGUUAAAACAGCAGCCAAAUCUAAAUCCAAUUGUAUUUUUUCCCUCAAGGUAAUUUACUAACACCAUGCAUUACAGUUCUAGGGUGGUGGUAUUUUGAUUACUGUUUAGAUCAUUAACAUGAACCCUUAGUUAUUUAAAUGGGUGUAGUAAUCUAUGUUUAAUGGGUUUUUACGUUCAGGUUUAAAAGAAGAAAAAUGUCUACAUUGUCUUUAGUCUUUAAACUCUCUCUAAAAGUUCCUAAAAUAUCUUUAUUUAUCUUUAGUUUGUGUAAUGGUAGAUUGAUAUCAGUACUAUAAAGAUACAGGGAUUGGAGUAGACGUUUGUGUCUGGUUAUUAGAAUCAUGUUCAUCCAAACCAAAAACAAGACAAACUGCUGGAUUGCAAGUGUGUGUGCUAAAUGAAGAUCUUAGUCUGCUUAAGUUAAGAGUUUAUAUUUUAAGGAAUGGGAUUUCCUAGGAGAUAUAUAAUAACGAUUUUCUUGGAUGAUUUGAUACAUUCAUAGUGAUAGCAUUCUUUAUGAAUUGCUGCAUGCUGUAUUCAACAGAUGAAAAGUGGUAUUGUCAUUUCUUGUCCUUUUUUUAUGUUUUGUUUGUUUUUGUUUUUUUUUAAUAGGAUGCACCUGCUUAGUGGCAGCUUUAUUCAUGUGUUUCUGUGCUAAAUACAAAUUAAAAAUACAAAUAACUCA